Messenger RNA from Puntigrus tetrazona (Sumatra barb), 1254 nucleotides. RefSeq names its product peroxisomal biogenesis factor 10 (gene pex10). Gene Ontology annotation, biological process: protein import into peroxisome matrix. Gene Ontology annotation, molecular function: zinc ion binding. NCBI's taxonomy places the organism in Eukaryota, Metazoa, Chordata, Actinopteri, Cypriniformes, Cyprinidae. The record is from RefSeq and is a predicted model, not a curated record. Gene Ontology annotation, cellular component: peroxisomal membrane. Bases 138 to 1091 code for a protein of 317 amino acids. The transcript is spliced from 6 exons.
GUCACGUGACUAAACACGGAAGUGUUAGAAGCAUGUACGUUUGGGUGGCUGACCCAGACCCGUAAAUAGAUUGGCAAACGUAAUAGUUUUUGCAAACCGAGAUAGAUGGAUUGCUGGUAAGUACACCGAACAGAGCAAUGCCUCUAGUUCCGGCGAACCAGCCGCAGCUGAUCCGCUCGAGUCAGAAGGAUGAGUACUACCAGAACAACCUGACAAACAACGCCAAUGAGCUCGUCCACACAUUUGCUGGCUCCAGACGUUGGCUUCAGUGGAGAAAGGAAAUUGAAUUACUGUCUGAUCUGACCUACUAUGUCUUAACAACUUUAUCUGGCUAUCAAACGCUGGGUGAGGAGUAUGUCAACAUCAUCCAGGUGGACCCCAGCAGGAGAAGAAUCCCCUCACGGAUGCGCAGAACCGCGCUCAUCUUCUUCCACACGUUCGUGUCUUAUCUUUUGGACAAGCUCUUGAUCUGCCUAGAGAAUGAGCUGGAAGCAGAAGCGCCUCAGACGAGCAGAGCGUGGGGGCCGUUGUCGCGCGUGCGGCUGUGGAUUCAGAGAGCUGUAGGGAUGCUGACGGAGUCUCAGAGGAAGUCUCUGAUUCCGCUCGUUUUUGCCCUGCAGCAGGGGAUCACACUGCUGUACAGAGUACACGUGGCUGUCUUUUACAUCACCGGAGCCUUUUACCACAUUGGCAAAAGAGCUGCAGGUGUUAGUUAUCUGAGAGUGGGAAAUGUGUCUGGCGAUGACCCUCGGAUCGGUAACAGUUACCGUCUGCUGGGGGCUUUGUCCCUGCUGCAGCUGAGCAUCACUCUCACACUGCAGUUCAACAACCUCAGGCAGAGACAGAGAGCUCGACACGAGUGGAAACGGCACAGAAACCUGCUCCCCAGCCAUCAGGUCAGUCAGCCGUCGUCUCGCUCUGCGCGCUGUAUCUUGUGUUUGGAGGAGCGCAGGAACACCAGCAGCACUCCCUGUGGUCAUCUCUUCUGCUGGGAGUGCAUUACUGAGUGGUGCAAUACCAAGACCGAAUGUCCGCUGUGUCGAGAGAAGUUCCAGCCUCACAGGUUGGUUUACCUGAGGAACUACAAGUAGACCGUGGGUUGAUCAAGACUAAAAUAAGUGUUUGCAAUUGCAGGGUGUGAAAAUUAAAAUGCAAGUUUCAUCCUGUCAUUUUUGUAAUUUAAUUUGUUGAUUGUGCACAUUAUUUAAUGGUAAAAGUAACAUUUAUGCAAAUAAACUAAUAUUUUCACAUAAA